This is a messenger RNA of Xenopus laevis (African clawed frog), 2358 nucleotides long. It is a transcript of the gene tctn1.L, whose product is annotated as tectonic family member 1 L homeolog. The coding region runs from base 95 to 2158 and encodes 687 amino acids. The record is from RefSeq and is a predicted model, not a curated record. Lineage: Eukaryota; Metazoa; Chordata; Amphibia; Anura; Pipidae. The transcript has 16 exons. Gene Ontology annotation, biological process: protein localization to ciliary transition zone; cilium assembly. Gene Ontology annotation, cellular component: MKS complex.
AACUAGGCUAUGUGACGAAUACACACUACGUCACUUCCUGGAUCCCGCAAGGCGCUAGCGUUGUUUACAGCAACUGUUGGCGUGCGUGCCCGCCAUGAAUUGCCUAGGGAGCUGCAGCCUUGCGCUGCUUUAUAGUUGCCUGCUUUUGGGAACGUACAGCCUCGUCACCGACAGCCCCAGAGAGAAUGCGCACACCGAACCGACUAAGACCGAGGCCUUGGAGACUACAGCGGGUCCUCUGCUGCCUGACCAUGUGACAGACAAUCUGACCAAUGACAGCGAGAGUUUACCUAUGGCUACAAACACACCCGAGGUUCUGGACCCAACCAAUAUUGACAGGCUUUGUGUUUGUGACCUACUGGUUGCCCACUGUGAUGUCAACUGCUGCUGUGACCCUGACUGCAAUGCUUCAGAUAUCAGUGGAUGCCUGUCCAGCAAAAUGCCUGCAGAGACAGCCUAUACAGAAGCACCUGAGAUCCCAGUCUUGGAGGGACUUGUACCAACUGAAAACAGCACGGACCCUAGCGGAGUUGAGGAUUCCGAAGUCAUAGAUAUUGACGUUAAAUCUUCUCCAGUUGAUAAUGAGUUAACAAGAAGCUUUGGCUCCACAGACCAACCAGGAGCUCGAGCUCUUCCCUCUCCAGUCACUAAUGUUGCUAGUCUCUGUGUUUGUGACCUGCUUGUGGGCCAGUGUGAUGUCAACUGUUGCUGUGACCCUGACUGCACUACCUCUGACUUCAGUUUAUUUUCUGGAUGUUCGAUUCCUGUUGUCACAGUAGACAGUCAGUUAUGUACACAAGAAACUGUACUGUACUCCAUCAAUGCCUCGAAAAGAGUCGUCAGCACAGUUGAGCGAAUCAAUCCAAGUAUUUUCUGCAUCCAAGCAACCAACUAUCCACCAGCCUUAUCCUAUAUUACUCCUGAUGUUCCAACAGUGAGUAACUUUGAUAGUUUGCUUGCACAAUAUGGCAGAAUAUCAUUUGGCACAACCAAUGGCGUACAGAAUUUGUUUGUUCCCUCUGCCACAAGAUAUGAGUAUGGAUCUCCUAUAUUAACUGCCGGUGCAUAUCUAACCCUUCCUGCUCCGCUUGGAACUAAAGAAUGUACAGAUCGCAACCCUGUGGGUUUCCUUGUGAGCCAGGAUUCCACAUGUAGUUGGAAUGUGCCACAAAACAAUUGUUCAGUCCCUGCAUUGACUCUUGCCACUUACACGAAUGUGAGGAUUUUGGCUACACCAAAUUCUGGAAACGAGAUUAAUAUCACAGUACAGUCCUUAACAAAGAAGUCUAUCAAUGGGAUCUUUAUCCCGAGUGUUAUAGAUAAUUAUGUGCCCGUUUUGGACAAUACAACAGGGCUUUGUAAAGAUGUCGUUUUGGGGGGGAGUUACCAGAUCCUAUACACAGAACUAGGAGAAAUAACAGCUGUAAAUGCUUUUCUUACAUUGGGAGUAAUUGACUCCACUCUGGGACCAGUUCAGCAGAAUUUUAAAGUUUCUUUUGUUCAGGACGGAACGUUCCCAUCUCCUCUCAGUGGGAACCCUGGCUAUGUUGUUGGAUUACCAGUCGUUGCUGGCUUUAAGGAGCCACAAUCAGGCAUUAUUCAGAGCACAAACAGGUUUGCCCAGCUAACUAUUCUAAGGAGCUCCGCUGCCCAAAAUUGUCUGACAGAGGAAGGCAACAGGGCAACAGUGCUAUUUGGGUACAACAUGGUGUCAGGCUGUAAGCUGCAAUAUCCUGUACCAUGUCAAGUUGCAGCAGCUGCUAUCCUGAAUGUACUGAGAGGGCAACAGUUUCCAGAGUAUGUGGCUUCCUUUGGGAAUUCUCAGCCACAGAAUGUGUUGGACUGGGUACCAAUUACUGUUGUCACUUCUACAUUACCACAAAGCGCAACGGCUGAUUGCAAAAUCCCAGUUUCAUUAGACCUAGAAGUGAGAUGGACUAAAUAUGGAUCCCUGGUAAAUCCUCAGGCUCAGAUUGUUAAUGUUAUGGAAAAGAUAACGUAUGCUUUUGUCCAGAACACUAAUUCAGGAAGUGGAAAUGUGCAGAUCUCUACCUCCGUCACCUUCCUCGACGUGUCUGCGUCUGCACAACCUGGUUACAGAGCUCCACCAACCAUUGAUGCUACGCUGCCCUUUGAUUUCUUCCGGCCUUUUGUAUAAAAUUAGUCAGUUGACUUCAGAGUACAUUUGGCUCACGGUAUCUGAAGCGUCUACCAAAACCCGAAACACUGGACUGAUAUUUAUACGAUUCACAUUUUUGGUUGGACGUGGGUAAAGUUUGUUUGUUUUUUUUAAACUUCUGUAAAUGUGUAAAAAUCAAUUGUAUUUAUCUACUUUUGUAAUAAAGAUGAUUAUUGAUA